AUGCAGACUUUUCUGAAUUUCGUCUUCACAGAGUACAAGGGAGCUACUUUUGUUUCAAAAGGCAUCCGUGACCUGGCGGCUCAUCUUACUCAAGGCUGCCAGACGCCCGUCGAGAAAGCGGUCCGGAUCCAUGACUACGUCCGGGAGAUUCCUUUUGGUUUCACAGCCUGGUUCGAUGCCGCAUCCCCAACCCAGACAGUUAAGGUUAACCGGGGGCACUGUAACCCCAAAGGCGCGUUGUUUGUGGAGUUGCUGAGGGAGACCGGGUUAGAGGCCCGGCAGCACGUGGUCAACAUUGAUAACCGGAUACUGAGGGGCUGUUUCUCGGUCCCGCCGCCGAGCCCCAUAACGCACUCCUAUGCGGAGGUCAGGCUCAACGACCGGUGGGUUAAGACGGACAGUUACAUUGUGGAUACACAGCACUUCCGGGCCGCGAAAGCCCGAUUGGAAAAAGAAGGGGAGAAGUUGGGUUAUGGGGUGCACGCAAAGGGGACCAACGAGUGGGAUGGUAACACGGACGCUUUCAGCCAGUUCGCCGACCCUGGGGGAAUGCUCAUCGAAGACAUGGGCGUUGUGGGCGACUGGCAGGGUGUAGUAAAGAAGGAGGGUUACGCAAACAAAGCGGGUGGGCUCGGGGUUUCAACGUGGCUGCUGCCAGCGACGCUUGUGCCGUAUGGCGCCUUUCAGAGGUGGAUCAAUAAGGAGAUAGAUGAGGUGACUAGGGAGGUGGGUCAGUCGAUUCCGCAGCGGUCUGGCCAGCUCUAGGCGACCGCGUGUGACAGGCCGUUGAUAUACGGACUCACAGCCCGACUCACAUGUCAGUGCACGGCUUACCACUCCUGGAGAUUCACAGAAGCACGCAAAGUAAGAGUAAGUGUGGUUAGUUCGAUCAUGAAUCGCUCAACAAUCAAGCAGACGCAAAAACCGAGUCGUGUACGUCCCAGUAAUCCGGGCAGCCGCCAGCGCAAAUACAUGCGGCCUACAUGCAGUGUGGACUGUAGCUAUAAAACCAGAUUGAUAUACCUGGCGGACAUUCGUCACGUCCCGUCUGCGAUUUACCGUUAAGAUGCAUCAUUGCGACCAUGGAUUGCAUGUUGAACUGCACCCGAG
This is a messenger RNA of Klebsormidium nitens, 1110 nucleotides long. Lineage: Eukaryota; Viridiplantae; Streptophyta; Klebsormidiophyceae; Klebsormidiales; Klebsormidiaceae. The record is from the annotation of a GenBank genome assembly.